GAGACCUUUCAAUGUUUUGAUUGCGUUACGUGUAUACGUGACACGAGGGAUUGCGUUACGUUUAAAAAUUGCGUGAAUCUUUUGCGUGACAACUGCAAAAAUUUGACAUGAUGCGUCGACUGGGCACGAACAUCAUUAGCAUGUGGAGUACCGUAGACUUGUAACAACUUUACUUCUCAUUUCUCAUGGCUGAAGCGACGGUUAAUUCGACUGAAAGCCGCACGGAAUCGUCAAGUUCGUUAGAAGAGGCAGAAAAGCCAUCGACCGAGGGAUUUACCGAAGAUGAAGUGAUUCAAACGAUCGAAGAAAUGGAUCAUAACCCCGAUUGUCCAGUUUGUUUACAGUCAUGUUUCUAUCCGGUAAAACUUCCAUGCGGACAUAUCUUUUGCUUCUUGUGCAUCAAAGGAGUCGUUUUACGGAGUAAACGGUGCGCUCUAUGCCGUCAUUCUCUCAGCGUAGACUACCUUGAGAAUCCAACCCUUAUUAAAGUUGUAGAGGAAGUUCAUAAGGACGAAAAAGCUUUGAAAUCGAAAGAGAAAACUUGCGACGAAAAUGACGCAGACGAGUUUGUUUGGUAUUACGAGGGUCGUAAUGGAUGGUGGUCUUAUGACGAGAAAACAUCCCCUGAAGUGGAAAAAGCCUUUAAGAGUGGACAGAGAUCUUGUACUCUGCUAAUCGCUGGUUUUCUGUACGUAAUCGACUUUGAAAAUAUGUUUCAAACACGCAAGAAUGAACCUGGUAGAAGGAGAAGAAUCAAACGAGAUAAAAAAGAUGUCGAAAGAAAAGGUGUUGCUGGAAUCCGCAUUCCGGCCACAACGAGAUUAAAUUCAUCCGCUCCAACUCAACCUUUAGAUUCCGUAGCAACUGAUAAAGGAGUUAACACCGAAAACCAAUCCGAGAGCGAAUCGUCCUCUUCACAUUUGGCAACAAAUGACACCAUACAGAUCUCAAGGGAAUCCGCCGAACAAGCUCGAGAUACGAGCAAUACGGACUUAGUAGCUACUAGGUUAGAAAAAGCGUCUAUCAAUUAGCCUUAGACCGCCGCGUCAUCCUGGUCUACUGUGACAGAAGGUGCACUGCCAAGUGAGGGAGGAACAAAGCUUUCACAAGGAUAUGGUGAAGGAAAGGAAAACUGAGGACAAAGAUAUCUCACAACUCCAUCUGAUGGCCUAAGCAAAUGCAAAUGUUAUUGUAGUGGCCAUCUUUAACUAUUUUUUUGAAACAGUCAUAAAUUCUGCUUGUAAACUCCACUUUGGACAAUAUAUUUGCUUUUACUUUCAGUAGUGAUCUGCUCCUUGUUCAUUUUUUUCUUCUUUUUUUUCAUAUUCACUUUAGUCAUUACUGUGGUUUUGGUUUUAAAACACUCAAUUUAAAUGCUCCCAAAAGGACUGUGUAGGAGACAGAGAGCAGGAAUAGACUUGAGGAACUUUCCAGUACACACCUUAUGUACAGUAGCAAUCAUUGUAGAUUAUAGAAAAAAAUUAGACCUUAGGUAUAGUUCACUUAUAAGUUCUCACUGGUGUUAACUUGUGAUUACAAUCAUGUUUUGCUGGUAAUUGCAUUUUAUGUACAGUGCAAUCAGUUGUUUAAAGUAACUCACUGUGUAUACACAUUUAUCAAUAAAUAAAGUUGUAAAGGCAUUUUGAACAUACCUUGCUUUCUCUGAAUGUGAAUAAACUUCUCAUUUAAAUAAAA
Messenger RNA from Stylophora pistillata, 1695 nucleotides. Its product is annotated as E3 ubiquitin-protein ligase rnf146. Gene Ontology annotation, molecular function: ubiquitin protein ligase activity; zinc ion binding; poly-ADP-D-ribose binding. The record is from RefSeq and is a predicted model, not a curated record. Gene Ontology annotation, biological process: ubiquitin-dependent protein catabolic process; Wnt signaling pathway. NCBI's taxonomy places the organism in Eukaryota, Metazoa, Cnidaria, Anthozoa, Scleractinia, Pocilloporidae. Gene Ontology annotation, cellular component: nucleus; cytoplasm.